UUCAGUGUAGCUGAAGCAGACAGUUCCGGAGAAGGAAGCCAGAGCAAUGUUGCGCCAGCCCCUCCCCUCAACCAAGGAGGCAGGAUCAGGGCUGAGAUCCCAGCUUUGUAACAGAAAACACCACUUCAGCCCCAGGACAGCAGAGAACCACCCAGCCCAGAAGCCACAGGAGAGGCAACUCUUCACCAUGGACUACCUCUCAGCCCUCAACCCUGGCGACCUGCUCAGGUCCGUGUCUAAUAUAAGCUCCAAGUUUGGACGUAGGGUCUGGACCUCAGCUCCACCACCCCAGCGACCUUUCCGUGUCUGUGAUCACAAGAGGACUAUCCGGAAAGGUCUGACAGCUGCCACCCGCCAGGAGCUGCUAGACAAGGCACUGGAAACCCUGCUGCUGAGUGGAGUGCUAACCCUGGUGCUAGAGGAGGAUGGGACUGCAGUGGAGAGUGAGGACUUCUUCCAGCUGUUGGAGGAUGACACAUGCCUGAUGGUGCUGGAGUGCGGGCAGAGCUGGAGCCCCCCCAGGAGUCGAAUGCUGUCCUAUGGCCUGGGCCGGGAGAAGCCCAAGCACAGCAAGGACAUCGCCCGCAUCACCUUUGAUGUGUACAAGCAAAACCCUCGAGACCUCUUUGGCAGCCUGAACGUCAAAGCCACAUUCUACGGGCUAUACUCCAUGAGUUGUGAUUUUCAAGGACUCGGCCCAAAGAAAAUACUCAGGGAGCUCCUUCGGUGGAUUUCCAUGCUGCUACAAGGCAUGGGCCAUAUGCUGCUGGGAGUUUCCUCCACCCUUCGCCAUGUAGUGGAGGGAGCUGAGCAGUGGCACCAGCAGGGUCGCCUCCGUUCCUACUGAUAAAGGGCUCUGAGCUUCUACCCCAGACUCGUUCCAAGAGACACACUGAGGACUGUGACAGCAUCAGGUUUCAGGACCUGCAGACAGUGCAGGCCCCACCGUGACAGAACUCAUCACCAUAAUGCCUUAUACCCCAAACCUACACCCUUACUUGAAGAAUGCUCUCCAUUCCUACCCACAUUUCCAGCCUCCCACUUAGCCUGAAAGGCCACAAGCCUAUCUCCAGGCAUUUUAAUCCCAACUUGACUGCUGCUACAUCUAGAUCCCUUACCAACUCCUCCUGUCCCUAAGCCCUCAGCACACUGAACAGAUCCUCUCUAAUCUUACUGUGAGAUCUCUGUCUCCAUACACUUCCCCACCAAAAUAAAAACAUUUCAAUAAAAAUAUAAAAAUGUUUACCAA
Lemur catta (Ring-tailed lemur) is the source of this 1249-nucleotide messenger RNA. It is a transcript of the gene CIDEB, whose product is annotated as cell death inducing DFFA like effector b. The transcript has 6 exons. Gene Ontology annotation, biological process: apoptotic process; regulation of apoptotic process. The coding region runs from base 47 to 847 and encodes 266 amino acids. The record is from RefSeq and is a predicted model, not a curated record. Lineage: Eukaryota; Metazoa; Chordata; Mammalia; Primates; Lemuridae.